CAUUUAACGACCACACUCGAUCUCGUCCACCCCACCACACGCCAUCUCUAUCAUGACCACCUCGCCACACAAUUCACAACGGGCACUUGUGCUCCUCGCGCUCUGCGCAUCUGCCACCGCCCAGAACGGCGGAUACUACUACAAUGACGAUAACACAGCAGGCCGUGCAAUAGCGGGCAUCGUCGUCGCCGUCGUCGUCGUAAUGCUAAUAUGCCUCGUCAUCGCCAUGGUCUACCGACGCAGGCGGCGACCAGCACAGUCCGCCACGCCGCUGCCCACCACGGUAUAUCCCAUGAGUCCUGCCAGGCCAUACAACUCGUUCGCCUUUGCUUCCCGCGCGAACCAGUCGUACCUCGGUGAGAACCGCCCAAUGGCCCCAGGCGGCCCGUUCGCAGGCCCACCGCCGCCUCCAGCGUACAUGCCGCCGCCACCGCCGUAUCACCGGAAGGAGACGUUAGAGGGGGACACCGCCGAGGUUCCCGUGGUCCAGCCUCAGGGCGGUGACGUUCCGCCACUACCUGACUACGCCCCGCCUCCGGGUGCGCCCCCUACUGUCCAUAUGACCCCGGAACCAUCGCGGUUCAACUGGUUCAGAGGCAGGUCGCAAUGAGCGGCAAACUGUUCGACGUCAGCCUCGCCCCUAAAGCUUUAGGGACAUGAUAUACCGCCACCUAUACAAUAGUCAGUCUAGAUAUUCACUGUAGCCUAGUCUUUCCUUCGUGUGCUCCUAGUGUACGUUCAUAUAGUCCCGAAUACAAUUUGCUAUGUAAUUCUGGCCGCCAG
Molecule: messenger RNA, 783 nt
Organism: Postia placenta MAD-698-R-SB12
Lineage: Eukaryota; Fungi; Basidiomycota; Agaricomycetes; Polyporales; Adustoporiaceae
Exons: 3
Coding region: 53-610 (185 amino acids)
Source: RefSeq, a predicted model, not a curated record